UGUGUGUGUGUGUGUGCUCCCUCAUGAAGGCGAGAUGCGGAACGACCUCUACAUCACCUUGGAGAGGGGCGAGUUUGAGAAGGGGGGCAAGAGCGUGGCCCGCAACGUGGAGAUCACAGUCUACGCCCUCGACAUUGACGGACAGAUCCUCAAGGGCCAGGUGGCUGCGGGUGCCGGAGAGCCUGGUGGGGAUGAGUACCACUCGUUUGUGCUCUACCACAACAACAGCCCUCGCUGGAGCGAGCAGAUCAAGCUGCCCAUCCCCGUGGACAUGUUCAGAGGCUCGCACGUACGCUUCGAGUUCAGACACUGCUCCACAAAAGACAAAGGAGAGAAGAAACUCUUUGGCUUCUCCUUCGUGCCGCUCAUGCAGGAGGAUGGCAGGACUCUACCUGACGGCACCCACGAGCUCAUCGUGCACAAGUGCGAGGACAACAUGCUCCUGCAGGACUCCACACGCUACCUCAAGCUGCCCUUCUCCAAGGGCAACCUCCCCGGGAACAACCAGGCAGUGAAGGGCAGCAAGGAGUCCUUCUGGAUCACCUCCUUCCUCUGCUCCACCAAGCUCACCCAAAACGGGGAAAUGUUGGACCUGCUGAAAUGGAGAGCCCAUCCUGAGCGCAUCAAUGACAGCCUGUCCAAGCUAAAGGAUAUUGACGGCUCAGAGAUAGUCAAAUUUCUGCAGGACACACUUGACACUCUGUUUGGCAUUCUGGAUGAGAGUUCGCAGAGAUAUGGCCUGAAGGUGUUUGACUGUCUGGUCCACAUUAUAAACCUCCUUCAGGACAGCAAGUUCCAGCACUUCAAACCCGUCAUGGACACCUACAUCGAGAGCCAUUUUGCUGGCGCCCUCUCAUACAGGUCAGCAACUUUAACUGGUGUGGUAGUGUGUCUCUAACAGGAAAAGACCGUG
This is a messenger RNA of Clupea harengus (Atlantic herring), 913 nucleotides long. It is a transcript of the gene dock4b, whose product is annotated as dedicator of cytokinesis protein 4-like. The transcript has 7 exons. The record is from RefSeq and is a predicted model, not a curated record. NCBI's taxonomy places the organism in Eukaryota, Metazoa, Chordata, Actinopteri, Clupeiformes, Clupeidae. Gene Ontology annotation, cellular component: plasma membrane; cytoplasm. The coding region runs from base 35 to 898 and encodes 287 amino acids. Gene Ontology annotation, molecular function: small GTPase binding; guanyl-nucleotide exchange factor activity; GTPase activator activity. Gene Ontology annotation, biological process: cell chemotaxis; small GTPase-mediated signal transduction.